Messenger RNA from Stegostoma tigrinum, 2108 nucleotides. It is a transcript of the gene zmpste24, whose product is annotated as zinc metallopeptidase, STE24 homolog. The transcript has 10 exons. Gene Ontology annotation, molecular function: metalloendopeptidase activity. The coding region runs from base 271 to 1692 and encodes 473 amino acids. The record is from RefSeq and is a predicted model, not a curated record. NCBI's taxonomy places the organism in Eukaryota, Metazoa, Chordata, Chondrichthyes, Orectolobiformes, Stegostomatidae. Gene Ontology annotation, cellular component: endoplasmic reticulum membrane. Gene Ontology annotation, biological process: CAAX-box protein processing.
UAUUUAAGUGUAACCCAGCUGGCGGCAAGGGCUUUAUUAGUGACUGAGGUUUAUACAUCGAGAAAAAGAACCCAAUAAAUAUUCAAUUAACUAAUGGGGGUGGCUUAAAACAGUGAGUAAACAAAAACCAGUCAGAGCAAAGCCCCUUCUGUUAAAAAAAAACUGUCUUUUUAUUUUGUCUAGCAACGGUCGAGAUCUUGUAAAAAGAAGAUUUAAAUAAAAUUGAAUAGUUUUCACGUACCGGUGACAAUCGAAAGUGGACUGGGAAUCAUGAUUCACCUUAUUGCAGAGAUAAGCACCGAAAAUCAAAUAUUUUACUCGGUGCUGCUCUUUUCAUGGACCGUGUAUCUAUGGGAGGCCUACCUGGCCCAAAGACAGCGCAAGACGUACAGAGACACCACACUGGUCCCUGAAGAAUUGGGAAAGAUUAUGGACUCUGAAACAUUUGAGAAAUCUCGUCUGUACCAGCUAGAUAAAAGUACUUUUGGAUUCUGGUCUGGUCUUUAUUCUGAGACUGAGGGAACACUUAUCCUCUUGCUUGGUGGAAUUCCCUUUCUAUGGAGUGUAUCCGGGCACAUUAUCGGACGUUUUGGUCUAGGACCUGAAUAUGAAAUAACUCAGUCCUUGGUGUUCCUAUUUCUUGCAACAUUAUUCAGUGCAGUCACAGGUCUCCCAUGGAGCAUUUACAACACCUUUGUCAUUGAAGAGAAACAUGGUUUCAAUCAGCAGACUUUAGGAUUCUUUUUUAAGGAUGCUUUGAAGAAGUUUGCAGUGACUCAGUGUAUAUUGCUUCCUGUGACCUCACUCCUUCUGUACAUUAUUAAAAUUGGUGGGGAUUAUUUCUUCAUUUAUGCUUGGCUUUUCACAUUGAUUGUUUCUCUGGUUUUGGUGACUAUUUAUGCUGAUUAUAUUGCACCACUGUUUGAUAAAUUCACUCCGCUUCCUGAUGGAGAGUUGAGAGAGAGUAUUGAGGAAAUGGCCAAGAGUAUCAGCUUUCCCUUAACCAAGGUUUAUGUAGUGGAGGGAUCAAAGAGGUCAUCUCACAGCAAUGCGUAUUUUUAUGGCUUUUUUAAGAACAAGCGUAUUGUUCUGUUUGAUACGCUCCUUGAAGAUCAUUCCCCAUUAAAUAAAGGGACAGUUGAUGAGAACAUUGAAAUACAGACAGCUGCAGGAGAUGGAAGUGAAACUGAGAACACCGAAACUAAAGUAAGACCAAAGAAUAAGAGGCAGGGCUGCAGUAACCAAGAGGUUCUAGCAGUGCUUGGUCAUGAGCUUGGGCAUUGGAAGUUGGGCCAUACUGUGAAAAACAUCGUUAUUAGUCAGGUGAACUCUUUCUUCUGCUUUUUCCUGUUUGCUGUUCUCAUGGACAGAAAGGAGCUUUUCUCUGCUUUUGGUUUCUAUGAUACCCAGCCUACUCUUAUUGGGUUGAUGAUCAUCUUCCAGUUCAUUUUCUCUCCCUACAAUGAGGUGCUAUCCUUUAGCCUGACUGUAUUGAGCAGGAGAUUUGAAUUUCAGGCUGAUGCAUUUGCAAAGGAUCUGGGAAAAGCCACAGACCUGUACUCUGCACUAAUAAAACUGAACAAGGACAACCUAGGUUUUCCAGUUGCUGACUGGCUGUAUUCUAUGUGGCAUUAUUCUCAUCCACCGCUCCUGGAGAGACUCCGUGCCUUAAAGGACAAGAAGAAGGACUGAGAGAAGGAAAAGGAACUUACAUUCACCUUUAAGAAAUUGGAUAGUUUUUUUUUGUUUCAAUUUUUUUUUAUUUUUCAUUCCAUGAACAGUGCAGAUCUGUACUGGAUGUUUGUAUUAUGGGAACUGGAUUAGGAUCUGAGUGCAUUUAGUUUAUGCACUGACUGCCAGCAGUACAGAUCAAAGUAAUAUUUUAAGUUGUGUUAAAAUUACACGGAAACUUGAAUUAGUUUUUAAUUUAGCACAUGCCUAGUUUAAUGCGGUACAAGUGAAUCUGUAUAAGGCACACCAGCACAAUAUCUAAGGUUCUAAAUCUUUGAAUCUAAGUUGCAUCAUAUGUGAGAUGUUGUCCCAAAUGCUCUUGGAAAUGUUUCAUGUACAUCACAUUCAAAGUAAAAGUGCAACUUUAUAAAGCUUUA